CAGUUUCCACCGGAGAUAAAAGUUCAAGUGCUGAUAAGUGACAAAACUUUUACUCUCAAUCCAAACCAUAAAAAUUCGUGUUUAACCACUCACAAGGAUGCGGCAGUCAACGGAGCUCACCCUGUCCGUCCCCUGGGGUCACGUAUCGGCGGUAUCCUGGGGCUCCCCAAAGAACCGUCCAGUACUGGUCGUCCACGGUAACCAGGACAACGCAGGCGCCUUCACGCGCCUCAUCCAGCUGCUCCCCGACACCUACCACUACGUCGCCAUCGACCUCCCCGGCCACGGUCUCUCCUCCCACUUUCCCCCCGGCAUGUUCCUGGACUUCUUCAACUUCGUGUUGGCGAUCCACUACGUCCUGGACGCGCUCAACUGGGAGAAGUGCCUCUACCUGGGUCACAGUUUCGGGGGACAGAUAGGCGUCAUGUACUGCAUUUUUUACCCCGGGAGAAUCGAGAAGAUGAUAACCAUCGAUGCCCUCAUGGCCGAGGGGUUCACGCCACCCGAAGCCUUCGAGAGACUGAAGAUAAUCCAUAAAUCCACCCUCUUGGCGUUCGAGAAGAAAGACGAGAGACUCUACACCGGUGAGCAAGUCCUCGAUGCGCUCAUGAAUAGGCGACGGUUCAAAUUGACCAGAGAGGCUGCGGAGGCCCUUAUGGUAAGGGCUGUCACCAGAGUCGGGGACAAGUACAAGUACAACCGGGACAUUAGGAUGAAGAUUCAUGUUGGACUUUGCUUCAGCGAUGAGCAGAAUUUUGAAUUCUUCAAGCAUCUUCGCACUCCGGUGCUCUUCCUCCUCGCCAAGGACUCCUGGUUUGGACUCGUGAAGAAGCUCCAUUUGGCGGAGAAGUACAAGGAGCUGUUUACAGAGUUUUUAACGAUGGUCACUAUCGAGGGAAAUCACGAUGUUCAUAAUAAUAUACCGGAGAAUGUCGCGCCGCAUGUUAUCGCUUGGUUCGAUGAUGGUGCGAAGAGUAAAUUGUAGGGGGCGGAGAGGAAAUACGAAAGAAUAUUUUUUCAGGAAAUCUCAUUUUGUGGAUAAAUUUUUUUUCCAUAUUUUGUAGGUGUUAAUCAUAUAAUCGGAAAAUUAAUGAGGAUUGAUUUAGGAAUUGCGUAUGAAUUAGGGGAGCGUUAAGGGUUAAAUGGGAGAGAAGGGGAAGGGGCUCAGAGGGAUUGACCUGUCUCUCCCGGUUGGCGAUAAAGAACGUUUAAACUGCUGUCCCGUUUGAUCCUCAAAAAUCAAAAUUUGUUAUCGGUCCAUCUUGUCAAGGGUCAAAUGUCUCUCCUGCUUGACCCUUAAGAAUAUUUAACCCUUCUUCCCCGUUUGACCCUUCAUCUGUCUCUCUUGGUUGGCGAUAAAGAAUGUUUGACCCUCAUGCUCUCCCGGUUGACCCUCAGAAUUCGAAAUUUGUUAUCGUUCCACCCUGUCGAGGGUCAAAUGUCCCUCCCGCUUGACCCUUAAGAAUAUUUAACCCUUCUUCCCCGUUUGGCCCUUCAUCUGUCUCUCCUGGUUGGCGAUAAAGAACGUUUAAACUGCUCUCCCGUUUGACCCUCAAAAAUCAAAAUUUGUUAUCGUUCCAUCUUGUCGAGGGUCAAAUGUCUCUCCCUCUUGACCUUUAAGAAUAUUUAACCCUUCUUCCCCGUUUGACCCUUCAUCUGUCUCUCCUGGUUGGCGAUAAAGAAUGUUUGACCCUUUUGCUCUCCCGUUUGACCCUCAAAAUUCGAAAUUUAUCGUGCCACUUUGUCGAAGGUCAAAUGUCUCUCCCGCUUGACCUUUAAGAACAUUUAACCUUGCCGAGGAUCAAAUGGCCCUCCCGUUUGACCCUUAAAACUCGAAAUUUGUUAUCGUUCCACCCUGUCGAGGGUCAAAUGUCUCUCCCGCUUGAGACUUAAGGACAUUUAGCCCUUCUCCCCUGUUUGACCCUCGACGUCUCUCCCGUUUAAACCUUAAAAAUCGAAAUUUAUUAUCGUUCCACAUUGGCGAGGGUCUAAUGUCCCUCCCGAUUAACCCUUCUUCUCCCCCGUUUGACCCAUGAUCUGCCACUAACUAUAAACCCAUUGCUUCGUGAAAAUCAUGAAUCGUCUACGAGUGAGAAGAGUAGGGAGGCCCUCAAUGUAUUAGUGCGCCAUAAGAAAGGUGUGAGAGUGUUCAAUGGCUUAAAUAUGUAUCUUUGUAUUGUUGCAACUUUUUUUUAGCAGAAUAAAUCGAAUGAUCUGAAUGCUCA
Diachasma alloeum is the source of this 2225-nucleotide messenger RNA. Its product is annotated as serine hydrolase-like protein. The coding region runs from base 98 to 985 and encodes 295 amino acids. The transcript is spliced from 2 exons. The record is from RefSeq and is a predicted model, not a curated record. Lineage: Eukaryota; Metazoa; Arthropoda; Insecta; Hymenoptera; Braconidae.